AUGUACGUUGACGGCGCAGCAAACCAAAGGGGAUUCGGAGUGGGGCUAGUCGUAAUAUCUCCCGAGGAAACCAUCAUAGAGAAGUCCCUAAGACUUGGGUUCUCGGCCACAAACAACGAGGCCGAGUAUGAGGCCCUGCUACAAGGAAUUGCCAUGGUACUGAAAAUGGGAGAAAAAGCAGUGGAGAUGUUCUCAGACUCGAAACUGGUAGUGGGCCAGGUAAAGGGAGAAUUAAAGGCCAGAGAUGCAAGGAUGCAAGAGUACUUAAGCCGGGUCAAACGCUUACAGCCGGGUUUCAACUCUUUCAGCUUGUCGCACGUCCCUAGAAGUGGAAACACUCAUGCAGAUUCGCUGGCCACGCUUGCCACCUCCUCGGCAGGGGAUCUGCCCCGAAUUAUUCUCGUCGAGCAUCUGGACAGAGCGAAUGAAGUAGCCAAAGGCAUGGUCCACGUUCAUGAGGUUAAAGCGGGCCCUAGCUAG
Quercus lobata is the source of this 480-nucleotide messenger RNA. RefSeq lists its product as uncharacterized. NCBI's taxonomy places the organism in Eukaryota, Viridiplantae, Streptophyta, Magnoliopsida, Fagales, Fagaceae. The record is from RefSeq and is a predicted model, not a curated record. The coding region runs from base 1 to 480 and encodes 159 amino acids. Gene Ontology annotation, molecular function: nucleic acid binding; RNA-DNA hybrid ribonuclease activity. The transcript has a single exon.